GCGGGAACCUUUAGAACUCUGAAACAGACCUGCUGAAAAUAAAACUGAAUAAAUUCACCUUUAAAAUAUCCCAAAGUGUUUAUGAGUGAGUCGUGCAGCACAGGUCUGCUGUCGUGGCCUGGUGGAGUGAAACCUCAGCUCCUGACAGCAAUAUGAAAGUACAUCUUUUUGAACGAAGUAAUAUGGAGAGAAGAAAAGCUCGCCUCUUGUAUGGAUGAUGAUGAUGAUGAUGAUGAUGAUGAUGAUGAUGAUGAUGAGGAUCCAGGCCCAUAAGAACCUCCCUCUGACUGCCGUCGGUAGCUGCAGACUGACCCUCUCCUGUAGCAGACCAGAGACGCUGACUCUCAGCUCUGUCUUCGUGCUAACAUGAGGUUUGAGGAAGUCCUGCAUGAAGUUGGAGGCUUCUGUAAAUAUCAGUUUCUGGUCCUGCUGGUCCUGUGUCUGCCCCGUGCCAUCCUGCCUCUUCACUUUCUCCUACACAACUUCGUCUCUGCCACCCCUCCUCACCGCUGCUCCCUCGGGAGCCCAGAAGAAAGAAAUGGAAGCAACAUUCCUUUAAUCCCAGAGAUGCUGGUCCUCAGGAUCCCCCGCCAUAAAGAUGGCUCCUUCAGCUCCUGUAGGGUCUAUGAUCCUCUACUGACCAACAACCUCAGCUGGGAAAACGGAACCGUACUUUGUCCUCAUGGCUGGGUCUACGACCAGUCCCAGUUCAUCUCCACAACUACCUCAGAGUGGGACCUGGUCUGCAAAGACAAACCGCUGAAUCAAGCUCUGGCUUCCUACUUUUUCCUCGGAGUCACAUUUGGAGCAAUCCUAUUUGGACAGCUUUCAGAUAAAUUUGGUCGUAAGUCCAUGCUCCUGUUGGCUUUAGUUGCUACUACAAUGUUUGGAGCCACCUCCGCCUUCUCCACCUCCUACACCAUGUUCGCCAUCUCCAGAGCUCUUUCUGGCGUCGCCCUCUCUGGUCUUUCCAUCAUUGGAGUGGUUCUCGGCAUUGAGUGGACCGAUGUAGAGCACCGGACGUUUACUGGAACCAUCAUGAGUCUGUCGUGGAGUGUGGGGAACAUGUUUCUCGCUCUACUGGCCUUCUUCUUCAGAGACUGGAGGCAUCUGACGCUGGCUGUGACCGCGCCUUGUGUUGCUGCCAUCAUCUUCUGUUGGUGGCUGCCCGAGUCGGCACGCUGGCUGUUGGCAACCGGAAGAACCGAGGAAGCCAAGAAGUAUUUGGUUCAGUGUGCUAAAGUAAACAAGAAGUAUCCGUGUACAUCCAAGUUGGACACUGAGGGUCUGAGUAAAGUCGCGGUAUCUUAAGUGGCUGAGAAGAACCACACCUACCUGGAUCUGUUCAGAACCCCUCAGCUGAGAAGGAUAACACUCUGCUCCGGCUUUUUCUGGUUUGCUGUUGCCUUCCUCUACUAUGGAAUCAGCUUCAAGAUCUCCGGUUUUGGUGUCAGCAUCUACGUCACUCAGUUCAUCUAUUCCGCCAUCGAGGUUCCUGCCAAAAUCCUCACGUUCUUUGUGGUGGACUGGAUCGGCCGGAGGAACGGCCAGGCGUGUUUUCUGAUCACAACGGGAGCUCUGAUAGGAAUCAACACAGCUAUUCCUCUAGAGUACUCUGUGCUUCGCACGUGCGUCGCUGUGGUGGCCAAAGGCUUCUCUGAGGCGGCUUUCACCACAGCGUUCCUCUACUCAGCUGAACUCUUCCCCACUGUUCUCCGACAAAGUGGUCUUGGCUACACUUCGUGUCUCUGUCGAAUCGGAAGUGCCCUGGCUCCAAUUGUUAUGAUGCUGGAGGAUGUUUGGCUUCUACUGCCCCCUGUGAUCUUUGCUGGGAUUGGGAUUAUCAGCGGCAGCUUGGUCCUUCUGCUUCCAGAGACUCUCAAUGUCCAUCUGCCAGAAAACAUCGUUGAUGUUGAAGAGGGAAGGCAUACGAAGAGCGAUGAAAAUGGAGAUGCACAGAUUGAGCUCAUGAGAGUAAGCUGCAACGACACGUCGACGUCACGAUUUAACUAACCUGCAGCAGUUGAGAGAAUAAGUUCCUCCUGAUGGCAAAGUGUGCGUGUUUGUGUGUGUGUGUG
This is a messenger RNA of Nothobranchius furzeri (turquoise killifish), 2078 nucleotides long. RefSeq names its product solute carrier family 22 member 7a (gene slc22a7a). NCBI's taxonomy places the organism in Eukaryota, Metazoa, Chordata, Actinopteri, Cyprinodontiformes, Nothobranchiidae. The record is from RefSeq and is a predicted model, not a curated record. Gene Ontology annotation, biological process: transmembrane transport. Gene Ontology annotation, cellular component: membrane. Gene Ontology annotation, molecular function: transmembrane transporter activity.